Molecule: messenger RNA, 2250 nt
Organism: Knipowitschia caucasica
Lineage: Eukaryota; Metazoa; Chordata; Actinopteri; Gobiiformes; Gobiidae
Source: the annotation of a GenBank genome assembly
AUGCAGAAAGCAAAGAUCUGCGAGUCUGUGCGUGUGGUGGUGCGUUGCCGCCCUUUCAGCAAGAAAGAAGAGAAAAUAGCGUGUGAAAACAUUCUGGAGGUGGACGCUAAGCUGGGGCAGAUCACCCUCAGGAACCCCAAAUCGUCUCCGGAUGACCCCAUGAAAGUCUUCACCUACGACGCGGUGUUCGACUGCUCCUCCACGCAGAGAGAGGUCUAUGAUGACGCCGUCAGACCCCUGGUGGAGUCCGUCCUCAACGGCUUCAAUGGGACCGUUUUCGCGUAUGGACAAACCGGGACAGGGAAGACCCACACCAUGCAGGGGGACCCCAUGGACCCCGACCACAGAGGCGUCAUCCCCAACUCCUUCCAGCAUGUUUUCACUCAGAUAUCUCGCACACAAAACCAGAAGUACCUGGUCCGAUCGUCAUAUCUGGAGAUUUACCAGGAGGAGAUACGUGACCUGCUGCGGAAAGACAACAGUAGGAAGCUGGAACUGAAGGAGAGCUCAGACUACGGCGUCUACGUCAAAGACCUGUCCUCCGUCGUGACCAAGAACGCUCUAGAGAUCGAGCAUGUGAUGCGGCUCGGAGACCAGUCCAGGUCGGUGGGCUUCACCAACAUGAACGAGAGGAGCUCCAGGUCCCACGCCAUCUUCCUCAUUACCGUCGAAUGCAGCGAGACGGGCCCCGACGGAGAGGACCACAUCCGCGUGGGAAGGCUGAACAUGGUGGACCUAGCCGGGAGCGAGCGCCAGAGCAAAACCGGAGCUAAGGGACGGCGUUUGAAGGAAGCAGCGAAGAUUAACUUGUCUCUGUCGGCGUUGGGGAACGUCAUCUCUGCACUGGUGGACCGCAAGAGCACACACGUCCCGUACCGAGACUCCAAACUCACACGUCUUCUGCAGGAUUCGCUGGGAGGCAACGCCAAAACGGUGAUGCUUGCGACCGUAGGACCCUCCAGCAAGAGUUAUGAAGAGACUUUGGCCACUUUGAGAUACGCGAGCCGUGCCAAAAACAUCAAGAACAAGCCAAGAGUGAAUGAAGACCCCAAAGACGCUCUGUUGAGAGAGUUCCAGGCAGAGAUCGCAAGGUUGAAGGCGCAGCUGGAGGAGAGAGGGAUGCUGGCCAAAGAGCGACGGCUGAGGAGGUACUCCAAGAGGCUCAGCAAGUGUCUGGGGGUGGAGGAGGAGCUGUGGAGGGGGCUGGCUCUGGAAGAGGAGCAGGAGGAGGCGCAGAAGGAGCAGGGGAGAGCGGAGAAGAUCAAACUGCUGCAUGAGAACAGGAAGAGUGUGGAUGAGGUGCAGUGGGACCAGGAGGCGCUGGAGAAGAUCAUAGAGAAGUACAAGGCCAUGGAGAGCAAGCUUCUGAUUGGUGGGAAAACCAUCAUCGAUCACACGAACGAGCAGCAGAGACGACUGGAGCAACGACGACAGCAGAUCGCGGAGCAGAUCCGGCGAGAGCGGGUGAUCCAGCAGCAGAUGGUUCUGCAGGACGAGGAGACGCUGGAGAUGAAGGAGACCUUCUCAACGCUGCAGCAGGAGGUCGAGAUCAAGACUCGCAAACUCCGCAGGCUCUUUGCUCGGGUUCAGGCCGUGAAGCUGGAGAUGAAGGACAUUGUGGACGAACACGUGACGAACCGACAGGAGCUGGAGCAGACGCAGCUGGAGCUCACACGGGAACUCAAGUACAAACUCCUCCUGAUUGAGAACUUCAUUCCUCCUGAAGAGAAGAAUAAAAUCACGGCGCGACUGCAGUUUGACAAUGAAGAGGAUCAGUGGAGACUGAAGCCAGUACUGCCCGCACAGAGUGUGUCUUGUGUGCGGCGCAGACCUCUCAGUGCAGUUGGAUACAAACGUCCCAUCAGUCAGUUUGCACAACAGGCUGCUGCAGCGGGAGCUCCAUCCAGAUACCAGGCAGAGAACGUGAUGCUCCUGGAGCUGGACAUGGGGGCCCCCACUCUCUUCUCGCUCAGCCUGAACACAGGGCAGCUGGACCGGGCCUUCUCUCCCCGGCUGCUCCCUGACCUCCUGUUCCACGUCCCCAUGCGCCGCAGAACCACGUCCCUCACAUCCACACGGGUCCGGAAGUCACGCUCCUGGUAUCAGGCCCCAGACGGAGCUUCGGUCACGUCUUCAUCCUCCUCCACUAACGUCACCUCUGCGUCUCCAAGCUCCGCCCCUUCCACCAGACAGAGGCCAUCGUCUGCUGCCUACAUGUCCCAUCAACCCCCUCUGCAGCCAGACCCCUAG